GGAUAGCAAUGAAAAAACCAACAUUCAAAGAUCUUAUUUGUGAUAGACAACGCGUUUGCAUUGCAUUUUCUGCAAUGGCAGUAACUCAAGAUACAUACAAAUACUGCAUUUUAGGUGAUCUUGAAGAGAUAUUUGGGUUUAAAGAGUCACGUUUUAUUAUUGAUUCUAUACUGAAAAUUCUGAAUCCGUUCUUGUUUGAUAAUACUGGUGUUAACGUAAAGAAUCAUGGUGGAGAAGCUAAAAAUAAUGAAUUUAUUCAUACAUAUCAAAAUUCUGGAAAGAAAAUAAAGAUUCAUUACGAACAAGAUAGCAUUUUUUUAGAGGUGAAGGAAAAAGCUGAGAUUAAUGGGAAUAUUAUGAAAUUAUGUAAAAGCAUAAAAUUCUGCAAAUGA
This is a messenger RNA of Funneliformis geosporum, 392 nucleotides long. The record is from the annotation of a GenBank genome assembly. Lineage: Eukaryota; Fungi; Glomeromycota; Glomeromycetes; Glomerales; Glomeraceae.